Somion occarium is the source of this 2059-nucleotide messenger RNA. NCBI's taxonomy places the organism in Eukaryota, Fungi, Basidiomycota, Agaricomycetes, Polyporales, Cerrenaceae. The record is from the annotation of a GenBank genome assembly.
AAUAGUCCCACGAAAUUUGAAUGCGCCCGGUUAUCAAAGUUCUGCAUACACUUAAGACGACUUUGUAACUCCAUUGCAUGAGAUGGUAUCCGAUUCUUUCGAUGUCCAGCUUCCCUGUGCUCUUGCGCUUCCUAUCGAGAUUCUCGAACGUUUCCUUGACCACUACGGCGGCAUGCUUAUACUAUAUCACCAUGAUCUCAAUGCAACAGGCGAUAGGUGUGGGUACUAUAAACCCCUGCGAAGCUGGGCUCUAACUUGCAAGGCUCUACUACCCCGAUGUAGAUAUAAUCUAUAUCGGUCGGUGCUGUUGUGGGGAAAGCAACAGCAUGACAAAUUCCUCAGGACCCUGGAGAAUAAUCCCUAUCUGGCUAAUUACAUUCGCGCACUCCACUUGUUCGGCAGUGCUAUAUCUCGACCGCCUUCAAUACUCAUAUAUCUCGCUGGGAAGCUACCCCAUGUCCGUGCCCUACAGCUAUCCAUAUGCCCCGGUAUCUUCGCCCACCAAUCUCUACAUAGGGCCUUGUCGUCGUUUUCCACAGUCACAAUGUUGAUCCUUGCCGUACGUAUUGGUGUUCCCGACGUACAGAGGCUUCUUCACACGUUAGCCCAUCUGCGAUAUCUCGAGCUUGCAGAUUCACCCAUGGAUUUUCCUAACAGCAACCCUCGUUGUAGGGCAUGCUCUCCACCCCGCUGCCAUUUGACUUCAUUCAUUGCUAGUCUCAGGCUUGACGCGCAAUCUGCCAUACCCAGCAUGGGUGUACGAAGAACGAUCAGGCCACCGAAUUCUGGUUGGUUCACACUCUAUCGUGCGUUACUGCGGACCCCGGAGUUCAUGUCCACUGUGAGACGGUUAUACAUUCAGGUCAUGAGUUGGGAAGGUCGGACUGAAACAAACGCAAAUAUAACUUCAUCGCUGCUUUCUACUGCCGGCGCUUCACUAGAGGAAGCCUUCAUAUAUUUUCACGAGCGCGAGAAUACCGGGUUAACGCACCUUAUCACCCUCCAGGAUAAUACCGAGCUUCGACGCCUUGGUCUAUUUCUGGACAACACGUUCGAUGAAGAGGUUGGCGGGCUCGUGCCUCUUCUCUCCACCGUAUCAUCGACUAUCCUCCAGGAGAUAGUGCUUUUUGGAUGGGACGGAUUCAGACGAGUGCAGAGUUCCACCUGGGCAUUACUCGAUGAGGCUCUUUGCGACAGUCGUUUUGAUACCCUUACCUCUAUCCAGGUGAUAGAGGAUGACGAAGAUCGAAACCUGAUUCCUCCUGCGAAAAGGUUGCCUCGAUGUGCUUCACGAGGUCUUAUCUCGAGCUCCUACGUAUCCAGUGCACUUGACUCCUUGGACCAUAGAUGGAUGAACUGGGCACCAGAAUACGAGCGGAUGUUGUUCGAAGACUGAUUAAACCAUGGUAUGGUACAAAUUCGGUUACUAGUCAUUCUAAACGCAGGAGCAAGAAUUUGACUUGUCAUUUCCAUCAAAAUACAUCCAGUUGCUUCACCUUUCGAUCAAGGAAGGGGCGCAGAAACAUGUCUGCAUCUGUUCAAACUACGGUAUAUGCGCGGAAGAACGAGGGUACCCUGAGUGUUCUUUAGAUGAUGUUUGUUACGUUUUCGAAACGACAGCGUAAAGGUGGCGAGUACGGCGUUGGGCGCACACCAUUCUACGAGAGGUGUCUAUACCUCGAGUAAACGUUCUCGGUUAAACCUCUAGAGAUGCGUCGACGCGACUGGGCACGUGUAUGUGAUGCGUGACAUCACACCGAUCGAUGAUUGGACGCGUUCACCGGGUCUGUCGUCGGCUUGCUAUUGGCUGUCUUUCUUUGCUCAUGCUAGUUUAACAUUUCAUCUUGCUGAGCUUUGCAUUUAUUAAGGUCACCACGUAGAAAUUCUUUCCAGUUGCGAAUCGCAUUGACUGCGACCUCCUCUCCCGAGCUCUUCAGUGCAAUCUUGCCGACAGAGACAUAAAUGGGACGAUACCUAUAUUACAUGGCUUAUCUUUGGUGCUGUCAGGUUGCUGCAUAGUUUUCCUUUGGAAUAUACUACUGAUAUAUAGUCGUUGCCG